Aureobasidium pullulans EXF-150 is the source of this 3042-nucleotide messenger RNA. RefSeq lists its product as uncharacterized. Bases 1 to 3042 code for a protein of 1013 amino acids. NCBI's taxonomy places the organism in Eukaryota, Fungi, Ascomycota, Dothideomycetes, Dothideales, Saccotheciaceae. The record is from RefSeq and is a predicted model, not a curated record. The transcript has 3 exons.
AUGGCAGAUGAUGGUUGGCAUUCCCCGGACGGCGCAGAUGAGACACAGCAAUCUCACGGUCGGUCAAAGCUGCGGGAUCAGUUGUCUUUGAUUGAGCCCGUCAGCGUGCCCUCCUUUUCAUCAUUCAGGAAGCGAACCUCGCAGAUUCCACUGUCGAUAGCCUCGUCGCCUGUAAGGAGGAAGCCCGUGCCAGAUAAACCUUCGCCUAGAGCCGUUUCCUUCUCCUACAUACCCUCGCCGUCCCAACCCCAUGAUGCCGCUCUGCGAACGAGGCCUUCCUCUGUAGACCAUUCGCUGCUGCUGCAGGAAACGGCUUUAACGGACGUUACCGCGCCCCCUCGCGCGUCAGAACAACAGAGCCACCAAGCUUCAGACUUGCCAAAGGAUACCAGCAGUCCUGGACAUCUCCCACCCGUUUCGUCUCUCGCUCCCUCUCCCUCCGGUGCACAACGUCGCAGCAUAAUCGACAGUCGUUUGCCGGUACCGUUAAGAUAUGAUAAGACAACCGCUCCCGGCCACCACUCAAAUUCCAGCCUGUCGAGUCAGACGUCAGUCCCAGCCUCUCCAGAGAGAGGUCGCUCUUCUACCAUGAGUGUCCCCGUCCACGCACCUGCCAUGACCGUGCAGCUCGACGGCAUACCCAGAUCAUUCACAGACGAGUCCACCGAGUCGUUCGCCUCGUCGUCAUCCCCAAGGCGAUCAAAGUCUCCUGGCCGCAAGCUCGGCUCCUUCUUUGGCUGGAAGUCGUCCUCUCCCAAUCUCGAAGCACACUCGCCAGCAACAUCCUUCUCCGACGUCUCUGCGUCGCCAGCCCACUCUCGAAGCACCAGUCACUUCGAUGCCACACCCACCAACAUGGGCCUUACUCCACCUGCACUUGACCUCCACCACCACAAUGCCGGCAGCCAACCACAUUACUUCGACAUGCCCAACACUCACCCACUCUCGACCUCGUCGACCAUGAAUGCUCAUGUUGAAGAAUUGGAGCGCGAGCUCCAGCAAGUGAGCUCCGAACUCGCUGGUUCCAUCCGACGAGAGAUGGAGCUCGAAGACGAGAUUGACCGUUUCCGCAGCGAGAUGCCUACUGGCUCACAUGAACUUGGCCGAAGAACAAGCGACUACUUCUCGGAUUCCGGCACCAGCUCUCUCAGAUAUCCCCUUGGUGACAGUGAAGCCAAGAUCGACGAGCUAGAACGUCUCAAAAGAAAGGUAGAACAAGAAAAGGCACAGUUGCAAGUCGACUACGCCCAGAAGCUCUCCGACGAGCUGAAGUUAAGAAAGAGCUUGGAGACACAAAUACAACAGCUCGAGGAGCAAAUGCACCUCAACAAAGACGGUGCACCGGUAGAGGAAGGCCACAAGGACGAACGCGUCCGCGAGCUUGAAGUCUUCCUUGAUGAGACUCGCCGUCGCCUCAGCCAGGAGCGUCAAUCAAAAGAUAACUUCGAAGAUCUGUUUGCUGCUCUGAGAGAUGAAAGUGAGAAGCAUCGCAAUGAACGAGACAAUCUUCGCGACGAAGUUGUUCCAGAACUCAAGGCCAGAGUCGAAGGACUCGAAGCUGAAGCCUCCGAGAUGCAGUCGCUCCGUUACGAGAACGCUAGCAUGCAACAACAGCUGCAAGCUCUCCGCUCAGAGGUUCAGAUGCUCCAAGAAGCACAGGACAGCACCAAUCCUGAGUUCAGCGAGGAUGUCUUCGCGCCGCCUCGAUGGCCCAAGUCAGGCUUGUCGCGAUCAAACUCUUUGGCUAGAGCCUCUUCCAAUGGUAAUCUUCGCCGCAGUAACUCUCUGGCAAGAUCUGGUUCAGUCAGAGAGCGUAGUGAAACUCGUCAAAGAUCCGACUCGGUGUCCGGCGACCGCCACAAAGACAUCGAGGACCAACGCGAUGCUCUACACCAGGCUCUCAAGAAUCUCCUGUGCAGAUACGAAGGCGAAAAGCGCGAGCACGCAAAGACAGUCCGUAAGCUCGCCGCCGACCGCGACCGCGCUAGAAAAGAAACCACUGGCAGAACCCCCUUCACACGUGAAGUUAACCUUGUCCGCUACGAGAUUGGAGAGCUUAGAAAGCGCGCCGAUGAUGCUCUCGAGCAGAAAUGGCAAUGCGAGAGCAACAUCGGUGGUGUCAAAAUGGCGCUGGACAGAGCACAACAAGAGACUCAAUCUAUGCGCGAGUACCUCAAUGGACGCACUAUCAGUGGAUCUUCCCGCAAGUCAACUUUCGAAGGACUCGGUAUCGAGAUUGCCGACGAAAAUGUCGAACUUGGUGAAGAAGAUCGUAAGACUAUGAUCAAAGUCCUCAGACAGAGCAUUGCUCUGGCCGAGACCGAGCGUGAUGCCGCGCUCCGUGAGGCAGAGGAAUACCGUCAAAAGGCAUACAUGCUUCAACAAUCUGAGGACGAGCACAUCGACACGCAAAACGAUCUUGCACACCAACUUCUCGAAGCUGCAACACGCAUGGAACAGCUAGCAUCACAAGUCCAGGAACAUUUGCAAGCCAACAUGGCGUUGCGCGAGCGUCUCAGUCAUGCAGUUGGUAAGGGAGAGCAAUCACAGAGUGAGUCAACCGCCCUCAUUGUGGGCAUGCAAUCCCGCCUCAAGAUGAUGGAGGACAACGUGGUCGCCGCGCAGCAACUGUCUGAACUGGCUCUUGUUGAUCAUGAAGAGGAAGCAAAGCAGAUCGACGAUGCCAACAGCCCGAAGUUGCAGCGUCUCAACGUGACAGGAAAGACUGCAGCAUCAUCACUGCAGGCAUCACCUCUGUUCGGAGCCAAAAGCCCCAGGAUUGGUACCACCAGCGGGAGCAUGGCCGAGAAUCUAUUCGAAGCCAGCAAAACAGCCACGCUUGAACGCAGAGUGAAGGAGCUGGAAGCAGCCCUAGUGGAUGCAGACUCGCAAAUGCAGUCGGUGGUCCAGAGAAUUAACAGUUCCCAAUUCGAGAUCGCCGAACUUCAGGGCGAAAGGGACGAAGCACAACGACAGAUGCGCCGCCUGCAGGCCUCGAUCUCAGCCGAGAAGCAGAAGGCACAGGCGCUGUUGAUGGCAUAG